GUUUUAAAAAAAGUGGGGAAGUUUUUGUAUGCGAUCAGCAUGACUUAACUGGCCAGUUCGUUUAAAACAUUAUAUGUCAACGGUGACGCUCCGCCGCAUCGUCGAUUUAUCUGUUUGUGUCCGAUUGAGAUUUCUAUUCAAACGCGUUGGAGAUUCUAAUCAUUUGUUGCUACGGACGUAGAUCUUUAAAGGACAGUGUUCCAGCAAAUGAUUUUGAUUUUGGAAACUGCUUUUUGAAACUGAAAGACUCAGUUUUGAUCGAGCCUAAAUUAAAAAUUGAGAUUUUUUUCUGAUUUCGAUAAAAAUUGAGAUUGUACGGUUAGCAUCGAUUAUUGUCUCUUUCAUCAGUUGGCGGUUACCCUGGCGGUCGCUAUGACGAUCUCGAUGACCGACACUGCCUUGGAUAUAGAAAAGAAGGCGAUCGGGCGUUGCGGUCGACGCAGUCAUCGUCUUCGCAUCUGGUUCACCUGGAUUUACUGCGGCAUCUUCCUGAUCAGUUCCGUCGGCUUUUACAUGUUCUGGUACACAGACGCGAUCAACAAUUACAUGUUGUCGUUUAUGGAAUUGCGUAACGGCACUCUCAUCUUUGACUGGUGGCAGUGUCCACCCUUGAAGAUGAAAUAUAAAAUCUAUAUCUUUAAUUACACGAACGUUGACGAAUUCGAGGCGAACGAGGUGAGCAAGCUGCACGUCCAGGAGCUUGGUCCGUACGAAUAUCAAGAGACGAUGUCUCGCACGAACGUGGUAUUGAACGAUAAUGGCACGAUCAGUUAUCAGACCAAGAGAUCCUUUGAAUGGAUAGGCGGGCGACCCGAGAAUGAUAUUGUGCUAGUGCCAAAUGUGCCGUUGAUGUUCACCACCGCUUACGUCCGGGAUCUGAGCUUCGCUGUACGAUUCGUUACUAACACAGUGCUGUCAACUCUGCAAGAGCAGUCGUUCAUUAACGAGACUGUCAACGGUUUCCUCUGGGGAUAUGACACUCAACUUUUCCACAUGGCCAAACCGUUGUUAAUGCUGCAACAUGACAUACCCUUUGAAAAGUUCGGUUUGCUGGCCAUGAAAACUGGUAUCGAUAAGGAUCGCAUCACAAUACAUACGGGAUCGCAAGAUGUGAAAAAUUUCGGCGUGAUCGAUCGGGUGAACGGAGUGAACCGCCGAGUCAUUUGGGAUGACGAACAAUGUGAUAAAAUUGAAGGCACUGAGGGUGGCAUAUUUCCACCACAUUUGAUACAGGACACAAGUAAACCCCUUUACAUGUAUGCUAAGGAUAUUUGCAGGAAAAUAUCAUUCCAUUUCACCGAACAAGUGAUUAACUAUGACAUACCUUCUUUAAGAUAUAAAUUCACGCCAGAUGCAUUUAACUUCUCAAAUAAGCAAAAUGAAUGCUUCUGCCCGAAAGUACAUGAUAAGAGAGUCUGUCCGCCCUCAGGACUCUUUAACACGUCCAGGUGCAAUUAUGGUACCCCCUUGCUUGUAUCAUUUCCGCAUUUUUAUGGUGCCGAUAAAUCUUUGCUGGAACAAAUAGAUGGUUUAAAUCCUCGGCAGGAAGAUCAUGAGACUUACAUAGACAUACAUCCGCGCAUAGCAAUUCCCAUAGCCGGCCGAUCGAGGAUACAAUUAAACCUGGAGGUACGAAAGGCAAUCGGCGUGCCGUUUCUCGGGAAUCUGAAAGACGGCAUGAUCCUUCCACUUAUCUGGGUCGAAAUCGGGAUAGACGAACUUCCGGAACAAUUGUUGGAAAUGAUCCAGAGCGCACAUUUCACAAUGGGCAACAUUGAAUUGGCUUUGCAAUGGAGUACUUUGAUAACGAUGAUACUCUCCUUCAGUGCUAUGAUUACUUGUUUUUGGAAAUCUCGUUCGAAACAGAAUGUGGUUCUCCGAAGAAACUCAUUCGUUCAAAAUAAUCUUCUUGAGAUGCUCUGAAUGGAAUGGAAACCGCUUGAAAAAAAUGAAUGAACGAGCGAAAACCGUCGCGAUCUAUUAAAAAAAAAAAAGAAAACAUGAAUUCAAAAGAUAUCAGAACUAUUUUUAUAGUCUAAUUUUUUAGACGUUUGAAUUUUGUAAAGGUUUCUUGAGAUUUUUGUGCUCGAGAUGUUCGAUUAAAGACAAAAGAUGCCGACAGUUUCUUUCUCGUAAAGGUACGGAAAAACGAAUUUGGGUCAAGUAAAGUAACUCGGUAACAUAAAUGAUAAUUGUUGUGCAAUUAGAAUAAUGUAUA
This is a messenger RNA of Atta colombica, 2218 nucleotides long. RefSeq names its product scavenger receptor class B member 1-like. The transcript has 4 exons. The record is from RefSeq and is a predicted model, not a curated record. NCBI's taxonomy places the organism in Eukaryota, Metazoa, Arthropoda, Insecta, Hymenoptera, Formicidae. Gene Ontology annotation, cellular component: cytoplasm; membrane. Gene Ontology annotation, molecular function: scavenger receptor activity. Bases 373 to 1923 code for a protein of 516 amino acids.